Messenger RNA from Hepatospora eriocheir, 1023 nucleotides. The record is from the annotation of a GenBank genome assembly. Lineage: Eukaryota; Fungi; Microsporidia; Hepatosporidae.
AUGAAAAUUAUAAAGAAUUCAACUAAAGAAAACAAUACUUUAGUUGUAGUUCCAAACUGUUUAGAUGAUAUUUACGUUUUAGCUAAAUUAUGUAAAAGUGGUGAUUUAAUAAGUUCAAGAACAACUAGAAAAUUAUUUCAAGACAAGGGAAGUGGAAUAACAAGAAUAACAUGUAAUUUAGAAAUAAAAGCAGAGACUAUUGAUAGUGAUUUACAAGAAGGAAUACUUUUUGUAAAAGGAAAAGUCUCAAAGAAACAUGAAAAGGUUGCAGUUGGUGUUUAUCAUUCACUUUCAAUACCACUGGAACAAUUAAUGUCUAUUACGAAGCAGGAAUGGACAAAAAAUGAUUGGAAAAUUUUAGAAGAAACCAAACAAACAUCAAACAUUAGUUUAUUUGUUGUAUUUUUUGAACAAGAUUGUGUUGUAUCACAAGGUAACCAAAAUAACAUUCAUAUAAUUAGCAAGUUUGAAUCAAAACCAAAAAAUUUUACUCAAAUUAUUAACUCUAUUAAAAUGAUUAAAUUUAAACCUGAGUUUAUAGUUAUUACAGGUACUUUUGAUCUCUGUAUACAAUUUUAUAAUCAGUUUAAAAAUAAUUUACCUAAAAACACAAUGGGAUUUAAAAUGCCAUCUGAUUAUAGGGGGUUAACUAAUUCAAAAUUUAUUAGUAAAUUACUAGAAGAUCCACAAUACAAACAUUUGAAAGGUAGCAUGGGUGCUUUACCGAUUUCAGAAUCAGUUGAAAAGUUUAUUUCUGAUGUAAAUAAGAUGGAUGAAAAAGUUGUUUUGGGAUGGAAAGAGAUAAAAGAAAGCUACAAAUUCAAUGCACUUAAAACAGUCUUUAUCACUGAUGAAAUUUACAAACCUAUCGAAAUUGAAAAAAGAAGAAAAAUGGAUAGGUUUUUAAGUGCAAUGAAUGAAAACGAUAUAAAAGUUAUUGUUGUGCCAUUUAAUACUGAUUUGGGAAAAAGCUUAUCAGAAUUUGGAGGCAUCGGUGCAAGACUUAAUUUUAAAUUUAAAUAA